Molecule: messenger RNA, 4903 nt
Organism: Pristis pectinata (smalltooth sawfish)
Lineage: Eukaryota; Metazoa; Chordata; Chondrichthyes; Rhinopristiformes; Pristidae
Gene: lrrc9
Product: leucine rich repeat containing 9
Exons: 33
Coding region: 157-4728 (1523 amino acids)
Molecular function (GO): protein binding
Source: RefSeq, a predicted model, not a curated record
UUAGAAUGGUCGGUCGGCUGGCCGGCCGGAGAAAUGGGCUUUAAACCGGAGAACCGAUAAGACUCCCGGUCCAGGAGUCGCAUGGAAAUCGGGUACCCCGAGGCGAGAGGAGUUAAUUUGCAUAUUGUCAUGUACCAAAUGGAUCAUUAUUAAAAGAUGAGAAAAAUGAACCAAUUAAUGAAUGGAGGAGAAGAAAUUUUCAGAGAAUUGUGUGCAUGUAAUGCAUUAUCAUAUGAGAAGAUUGCUCAGGAAGGAGCACAUGUCACUGAACUGGAAAUGUUUUUCUCGGGAUAUCCUCGAAUGGUGGGACUCCUAAACUUUCCAAAUUUAGUCGUUCUUACAUUGGUAAAGCAGGAUAUCAGACGAAUUGAAGGUUUGGAAGGCUGUCCUUUGCUUUCUGAACUAUGGAUCGUGGAGUCCCAUUUAGUGGACAUUGAAGGAUUAGAUUUAUGUACAAAUCUUCAAAAACUCUACUUGUAUUACAAUAGGAUCACUAAGAUUAAAAAUCUGGAAAAUCUAACAAAGUUGGAGAUUCUUUGGUUGAACAACAAUAAAAUUAAAGUCAUAGAAGGGCUAAAUUCGCUAAAGAAUCUAAAGGAGCUGAAUCUUGCUGGUAAUUUAAUUGAUGUGAUUCAUAACUCCUUGGACUUUAAUGUUCAGCUAAAAUGGCUCAAUAUGUCAGGGAACAGAAUAAGUUCCUUUAAGGAACUCACUAAUUUAGCAAGACUGCCUGAGCUUCAAGAGUUAAGUCUAAGAGAUCCACAGUACACACCUAAUCCUGUCUCUCUUCUUUGUAACUACAUUACACAUGUCGUGUAUCACAUUCCAAAGCUUUUGAAACUGGAUAGUUAUGAUGUUUCCAGUAAACAAGUCAAGGAGUUUGCUGAGUCAACUGUGAUGAAAAAGACAAUGUAUUACAGCAUGCGUGUAAAGACCAUCCAUUACCAACUUGCUGAAAUCAUAGAAAGGCUGCAGAAACAACAAAGUUACUUGCAGGAAGUACCUCUGGAACGAAUAAAAACCAUAAACUUUGUCAUAAAAAGUCUAGAAUCUGAAUUGACAAUGUUCCAAAUGAGCAAAAGGCAAAAUUCUGUUCCAACCUCUCUGAAUGGGUUGAAGAAUACAGUUGAGAUGGAAGAGGUGCACAGCAGUGGCAGUUCUGUUAAGGAAACUACAGAAGAUCCUAAUUCAGAGAAGAAGUUUUCCCAAAAAUUGGAUGCUCUGAAAAAAAGGCUAACGUUUUGGAACACAAGGCUGGAUGAAACCGAAAUGGGCUAUGAGAUGGAAGUAAAGUCAACAACUGAGUUUUUUAAUUUGAGUAUUCUGUUUCUAUUCAUUGAACUGGAAACAGUGGGGAAUAUUCGUUUUGAAGAAGGCACUCCCUCUGACAUGUGGUUCACCUCUUGCUACGAUGUAAUCUUAUCACGAUUCUGUGCUUGGGAUUUCAAAAGACUUGGAGUGACAGGGUUAAAAAUAAAUCGUAUAAUUAGAGUUCACAAUCGAAUUCUAAGGUUGAAAUAUGAGGAAAAGAUCCAUUCCAUUUUGAGCAAAGAAGGAUCAUCGUAUAAAUCAGAAAACUACAAAAAGAUGCUGGAAUACCUGUUUUAUGUAUUUGAUCCAGAAAUAUCCACUAGAAAGAAUGAAAUUCUAUGUAUUCUUGAGGAUGGCUUCAAAAAAGCAGAAGUGUACAAGUUUCUAGGUCGCGAUGAAGCAGUUCCUCUUUGCAACAGUAUGAGCAUAUGUGAACAGCCCAGAAUAGAAUACCUGCAGCAACAAGCAAAAGCCUGGAAUACUAAUUUUAUUGAUCCGGUACCUUUCAGAUAUGGUCAACUGAUCAUUGCCAAAGUAUUCCUUGGUCAUAGUGUUCAGGCCUUUGACUCAGAACUGGUUCAACGGUUAAAGUACCCAAAUGCAAAUUCUGUCUAUAGACCAUGGAAGAUAGAUACCAGAUCUGCCAUAGAUAAAGGAACUUCAACAUCCGUAAAACUCCAUGGCAGCUGCGAUUGCAGUCUUCGUCAGUACGAGUGGUUUGUAUUUGACCAUGAACUUGUUGUGCCUGAAUACCUCAUCGACUUUGAAUACAUAACACAGGUAUGGAUACAGAAGUUUUAUUCUGCUUUUUCUGAAAAUAAAACAUCUCAAAAGAAGUACAGUAAAGCAGAGAUAAUGAUGGUACAGCAAGCCAAGGCCCUUGAUGAAGAAGUUCUGAGAAUGGAUCCUGUUGUGAAGCAAAAACCUAAAAUAUUAAGUUUGGAAGGAAUGACGUUACUUUCUAUAUCUAAAGCUUCAGCACUGAAUCACAUCACAAUUCUGAAUUUACAUGGGCAUAGUCUGAGUAAACUAAAAGGUAUCUCCAAACUUACAAGUUUACAGAAACUUAUUGUCAGUUUUAAUGAACUUGUGCAACUGGAUGAUGUUACAAACCUGCCACAAUUAACAUAUUUGGAUGCAAGCCACAACCAUUUGAUAACAUUAGAUGGAUUCAAAGGAAUGGAAAAUCUUAAAUAUUUGGACGUGAGUUGGAAUCAACUAACUUACAUUAAAGAGGAAAUUGGAAUCCUUCGUAAGCAUGCUUUAGAUCUUCUUACACUUGAUCUCCGCCACAACCCAUGGAAAAAGCCUGCAUUGUUGCGCCCGAUAGCCAUUGGCCAGUUGAAGGCUCUCACUUAUUUGAAUGGGUGCAUUGUAACAGAGGAAGAAAUUGCAGCAGCCUUGAGUAUUACUACUGGAUUUAAGCUAACACAGGUUUCUUUAUUGGCCUGUUCGCGGACAGAUGAAGAACCCCCUCGUUGCCUCAGUUUAAUGAACUGUGCUCAGAUCCUGACUCAGAUCAGCAAAAACAAGCCAAAUCCAUCUGUUGACCAACGCACAACCUGUUUUCCUUUGCAGAUUACUGCAUUAAAUUUGGAUGGACAGAAUAUUUCACGACUCACUAAUCUCGAUAAACUGGAGAAUUUGCGUUGGGCUUCAUUUAACAGCAACAUCAUUCGUAGGCUUGAAGGCUUGGAUCAGUGCCUUAAGCUUGAAGAACUUUCUCUGGAAGACAACUUUAUUACUAAACUAGAAGGGAUAUCAAGGCUGACCAAGCUAACUCGAUUGAAUCUUGGUAAUAAUCAACUGAAAAAUUUGGAAGAUUCUGGUCUAGAUAAGUUAACACAUCUCCACUACCUAUCACUAGAAUUCAACAAAAUUUCUUCACUACGUGGUUUGCAAAAACUUUAUACCCUAACCGAACUAUAUUUGGGAAAUAACCACAUAAAUAACAACUGUGAGGUGUACCAUUUAAAGGGAAUGGAGAACCUUGUGAUUUUGGACUUUUAUGGAAACCCUUUGGUCACUAAGCAGGAACAUUAUCGCCUCUUUGUCAUCUAUCACCUGCCUGCAUUGAAGGCUCUUGAUGGAAACCUAGUGGAACUGUCAGAAAUUGAUAAUGCAAAAGAUUUGUUUGGAGGUAGACUCACUUCUGAUAUGGUUACAGAGAAACUUGGACAUUCAAACUUUUCAGAGCUCUUAAGGCUGGAUAUGCCUGAAUCUUUAAUUAGAUCUGUAGAUCUUGCACCUCCAGAGAAAUAUGGGCGCUUGCAAAGAAUCAAUUUAGAACACAAUAACCUCACAUCUUUCAGUGGCCUUAUCUAUCUACCUCAUGUCAAAGUACUUUAUUUAAACCACAACCACAUUGAAACCAUUUUCCCAAGACAAAAGCCACAAAUUCACUUGACCAACAGACAGCUUCUUCAGCAAAAAGUGUCUUCCAGUGGCUAUGGCCAGCCAGGAAUUUCCAGAGGCAACAGCAGACAUACAGAUUAUGUGAGCCUUCCUCCAGUUAUGGAAAGCUUAGAAGUACUUUACUUAGGCUACAAUGGCAUCUCUAGCCUGGCUCAAUUACAGUUGAGUAGACUGAUAAAUUUGAGAGUAUUGUAUUUAGAAGGUAAUUUUAUUAGUCAGAUUGAAGGGCUUGACCGUCUUCAUUACCUUACUGAAUUAUCACUGGAACGAAACCGAAUCAGAAUCAUUCAUGAAAACUCCUUUUUAGACCAAAGCUCUCUCAUUGAACUCCAUUUAGAGGAGAAUAGAAUGCGAGACCUCAACAACUUGUAUCGGUUGGUAAAACUGCAGCGACUUUUCCUUGGUGGAAAUAAAGUCCAGGAUAUAGGUGAACUGGAAAAACUUGAUUCACUUUCAAAUUUGACAGAGCUUUCAGUUGUUGGAAAUCCUGUCUCUCGAAAAAUGUUAUGUCGUCCAUUCCUUGUGUUUCGAUUGAUGAAUCUCCAGAUAUUAGAUGGUGUACCAGUCUCUACAGAAGAGAAGGAAAGAGCUGAAUUUAUAUUGUGUGAACACAACGCAACACCUUUGAAACCUACUACUGAACCUGGGUUGUCUGUAAUUAUGCCAUUAUUAACAAGGCCAAGUAUUCUGCAGGCAUCAGGUAGUAUGACAAGACGGUUGCAUCCUUUAACAGCACCAGAAUUUAAUCUCCCACGUGGUUUUGGAGACUCAGCACCGCAGGAGAUGACCAAAAACAAGAGACACAAACAUUUGGGAGGGAACCUACCUAACACUCAAAAUAUGCAAUCAGACAUUGUUUGCAAGCAAUUGAAAAGUGGGGCAAACUAUCCAUCUCCUUACAUGAAGCAGCAGAGAGGCAAUACUCGGAAUAUACAUACUUUGAUGCACUCUCAAGAACAAGAUAACAGGGGACACCUCAACAGUGCUCCAAAGCGAAUGUAAAAAAACUCAAGAGUGGGAAGAAAAGCAAUAUGGUCAGCUCUUUCUGCAAAUGGGGAAGGACAACUUUUGACCAGCACCAUUUGUUCUUUACCUUCUGCAGAACUCAUGAAAUAUUCAUUGUGGCAGUAACCUAUAGAUUUAACAUUUCUAGAAAUUGCUGAUUUUUUUCAAGAUC